CGGAGCAGUUCAUGUUAUUAUUUUCUUUUGUUCAUUUUCUGUCGCUACAUGGAUGUGUGGACAAAAAUCUUGAGUUUAAUGGCACGGCGAGAUGAACCAUCAUAAUCAUUUUAGCCACCACGUCAAAACAAGAUCAGAGAUCUCCCAAUUCUCAACAGACGAUGAUGCUGCAAUAAAUAAGAAGUUGCCAAAGGAGCUGUUGUUGAGGAUCUUCUCCUUCCUUGAUGUGGUGUCUCUGUGCCGAUGUGCUCAAGUGUCAAAGUUCUGGAAUGUCCUGGCACUAGAUGGGAGCAACUGGCAGAGAGUUGAUCUCUUUGACUUCCAGACAGAUGUUGAGGGUCCAGUUGUUGAGAACAUUUCCAAGAGAUGCGGGGGAUUUCUGAAGUCCCUGAGCCUGAGGGGUUGUCAGAGCAUCACCGACUCAGCCUUGAUAAAAUUUGCAGAGCAAUGCAGAAACAUAGACACACUAUGUUUGAAUAACUGCAAGAAAAUAACAGAUGUAACAUGUGCAAGCCUAGGAAAGAACAGCUUAAAGCUGAUGAAACUAGAUUUGAGUUCCUGCCCUGAUAUCACAAACAACUCUUUAAAAGCUCUCAGUGAUGGUUGCAAAUUUUUGGAGGUGGUAGACAUAUCAUGGUGUAUGCAGAUCACCAACGAUGGUGUUGAAGCCCUCGCCAAGGGCUGUCCCAAGGUGAAGAUCUUCAUAGCCCGAGGCUGUAAUCAGAUUGGAGAUGAUGGAAUCCGCCACUUAGCACAAAAUGCUACAGAUCUUAGGAAACUCAAUUUACAAGGUUGUCAGCAUAUCACAGAUGACGCGGUGAACACGAUAAGUCUUUGCUGCCACGCGCUGAGCUUCCUGUGUGUGUCGAAUUGCCCCCGCCUUACAGACGCAUCACUCAAUGCCCUCGGCACUGGCUGCACAAACCUCAAAACUCUGGAGGUAGCAGGGUGCAGUCACCUGACAGACAGUGGCUUCCAGGCGUUGGCGAGGAAUUGUCACGAACUUGAGAAGAUGGACCUAGAAGAGUGUGUCCAGAUAACAGACACAACACUUGCUCAUCUAGCUUUGUACUGUAAUAAACUAGCUGCCCUGAGUCUUUCCCAUUGUGAGCUGAUCACAGAUGAAGGUAUCCGCCAGUUGGGCAACAGCCCUUGUGCCAUCGAACACCUGGAGGUGCUGGAGCUGGACAACUGCCCUCUCAUUACUGACGCUUCCUUAGAGCAUUUAAUGGCGUGUCAAAGUUUGGAGAGAAUAGAACUUUACGAUUGUCAACUGAUCACACGUGCUGGGAUACGCAGAUUACGGACGCGACUUCCUGAUAUCAAAGUUCACGCCUACUUUGCACCUGUGACCCCGCCCCCUUCUGUGGGUGGGGGCCGGCAGCGGUACUGUAAAUGUUGUGUCAUACUCUGACGACGAGAGGUUCUUCAGGGAGGAUACCCCUGCUUGGACUUGACUGUCAGUGACAUUGUGUACUUGUGUUAUAACAUGCCUGAUAUAGUGCUUCAUCGUACCUUGGAUAUUAUACUAUCAGUGGAUAUACUAUGUAUCGUCUAAGGUGUGAAGACAUGUAUCACAGGUGUAUCAGUUGUAUUACGAACCACUCUCAGGUGGAUUUCAGCAGACUUAUCCUGCAAGUUCAAUUAUUACCUGCCACAGCAGGAAUUCCAGGUGAUAUCAGCUGAUAUCUGCUGGUGAUGUCAUUACCAUUGAACAUGUGAUGGACCAAUGGGAUCAGCUUAUUCAACAAAUGAUAUCAUCUCACAGUGAAUCUUCUCAACAUUUCAAUCAUCAUGAACAACACUGUGUAAAGGGAAGUAACUCAAUGCGUAAGAAUGGAAACUCCCACAAAUGGGUGGUCCUUUCUAAAGGGAGGUAACUCUGCAUGGACUAUUCUUAUACAUUUGGUCAACACAGUUUUACACAGGAUCACCAUGUAUUCUUUGUCGGUCAGUUCAGCUGAAACCUUCUUCUGUCUUAUUAUAUUGCAUUUCUUAACAAGUGAGUUGAAAAUCCUUCAUCAGGGUUUAACAAUUAUUAAUACAUCUUGAUGCAAAUCUCCAUGAAAUAACCAAACCUAGUGCUGGGUCAUAACAAACUUCCUGCUGUUCCAUGAUCACAAGAGUUACCUCCCUUAGUGCAAUCUCAGCCCCGUCUUGUUGACCUGCUCUUUUACCACUUACAACAGCUUAGUUGUUAUGACAUAUAACAACGCAACUCGUACAGGAAGCUACUUUCUGUUGACAUCGUGAUAUGAACUGUUACUUUAGCCAUUGAGCAAAUUCAGUUCUUAAACAAGGAUCAGUUGCUUGCAUGAGAACCUGUGGACAAUGUUUGUAAGAUAUUGUUGAUGCUGUGAAUGUCGGUGUACAAUGUUAUGAUAUUUCAGUUGUUGCCAACCUUUUGAUUCCACAGAAGAACAACACCAGUGAAGUAUAGAUUGUAAGGAUGGCUUUUCUACACCAUGUGAUAUGACAGUGAUGGGGAAGACAGUACACCCCUACAUUUUAGUCCUAACUCAGUGUGUGAUGAAACCUAGCUAGUUGUAGGAUAGCAGCUUUCUCAGCUCCAUGUGAUAUAACAACAUAACACCCUUACACACAAGUCCUCUCUCAGUGUGUGAUGAAACAUAGCUGGUUGUAGGAUAACAGCUUUCUCGGGUCCUUGUGAUACACUAACAUCCCAUCCUUACACAUAAGAUCUAUUUCUGUGUGUGAUAAAACAUAGCUAGUUGUAACGUAAUAGUUUUCUCAAUUCCUGUGUGAUAUAAUAAUAACAUAACUCCCUUACGUUCAUGUUCUAUAUAGCUAGUUGUAAGAUAACAACUUUCUCAUUUCCCUUAACACAAGUCCUAUUUCAGUGUGUGAUGAAACAUGGCUAGGUUUAGGAUAUGAGAUAUAUAUUCGUGUAUAUCCUAGAUCGGUAUUU
This is a messenger RNA of Haliotis rubra (blacklip abalone), 2929 nucleotides long. Its product is annotated as F-box/LRR-repeat protein 20-like. Gene Ontology annotation, cellular component: SCF ubiquitin ligase complex. Gene Ontology annotation, biological process: SCF-dependent proteasomal ubiquitin-dependent protein catabolic process. The transcript is spliced from 15 exons. Gene Ontology annotation, molecular function: protein binding. Lineage: Eukaryota; Metazoa; Mollusca; Gastropoda; Lepetellida; Haliotidae. The record is from RefSeq and is a predicted model, not a curated record. Bases 92 to 1414 code for a protein of 440 amino acids.